This is a messenger RNA of Eremothecium sinecaudum, 630 nucleotides long. It is a transcript of the gene YTH1, whose product is annotated as cleavage polyadenylation factor RNA-binding subunit YTH1. Lineage: Eukaryota; Fungi; Ascomycota; Saccharomycetes; Saccharomycetales; Saccharomycetaceae. The record is from RefSeq and is a predicted model, not a curated record. Bases 1 to 630 code for a protein of 209 amino acids. Gene Ontology annotation, molecular function: metal ion binding; RNA binding. The transcript has a single exon.
AUGUCUCUAAUACACACAGAUACCUCAAACUAUCCGUUCCGCUUUGUUCCUUUUCUUCGACAAGAAUAUUCAUUCUCACUAAAUCCUGAUCGACCGGUAUGUCAAUAUUAUAAUUCUAAAGAAGGUCCAUCGUCAUGUCCAAAUGGUACUAUGUGUCCAAACAAGCACGUACUGCCCAUAUUCCAGAAUAAGAUUGUAUGUAAGCAUUGGUUAAGAGGCUUGUGUAAAAAAAAUGACCAAUGCGAGUAUCUGCACGAAUAUAAUCUGCGUAAAAUGCCGGAAUGUGUGUUCUUCACAAAGAACGGUUACUGUACUCAGAGUCCUGAGUGUCAGUAUUUACAUAUAGAUCCAAACUCAAAGAUACAGCAAUGUGAGUACUACAUGAUGGGCUAUUGUCCUCUUGGACCGUCAUGUGCUAAGAAACAUGUUAAGAAAGUCAUCUGCCCGAAAUAUGUUACAGGAUUUUGUCCACUGGGAAAGGAGUGUGACUGGGAACAUCCGAAGUUUGCAGUACCUAACGAACUGAGCAAGCUUCGUAUCAAGAAAGAUGGCGAAAUCAAUACUAAAAAACUGGAUGAAGAAAAGGAAAGAAGGUUAAACGCCAUUAUUAAUGGGGAGAUUGUAGUGUGA